Messenger RNA from Ylistrum balloti, 1590 nucleotides. RefSeq lists its product as uncharacterized. Bases 1 to 1590 code for a protein of 529 amino acids. Gene Ontology annotation, molecular function: catalytic activity. The record is from RefSeq and is a predicted model, not a curated record. The transcript has a single exon. NCBI's taxonomy places the organism in Eukaryota, Metazoa, Mollusca, Bivalvia, Pectinida, Pectinidae.
AUGUCGUCUGGAUUUCAUCUCCACAACGCACUGAAUCGGCAUGAUGUUGACAUAUGUGGCAUAUCGGAACACUGGCUCUUUGAGGAAAACAGCCACUUAUUUCAGAGCAUCCACAAUUCAUAUGAUUCUCAUGUUAUAUGUGAUUUCUCCUCACAUCCACAUGCUGACAGAAGAACGCGUAAAGGUGGUGUUGCGCUGAUGUGGCGCAAGCGUCUAUCCGAUAUGACAGUUGUUAUUGAUUCUGAUGACGAUCGUAUCGCGAUAAUUAAAGUUGUCAUGGAGGAUACUGUCUUUUAUGUAGUCCAGGUGUAUUUUCCAACAAUGCGUUAUGGAAUGGACUUGUUCCGCUCAUAUGUUGACAAGCUCGAUGAACUGUACACAAGACUCUCUGCAGAUGGAUUGGUUAUAUUUAUAGGGGAUUUUAAUGCCCCUCUGAGUGGUCCUCGUGUAAGUACCGGUCCGAAUCCUCAAGGCAUUGCUCUGCAACAUUUCUUGGAUCUGAACCAGUUAACUGCUGUCAACACACUGUUUACUUGCCUUGGCCCUGUAAACUCCUAUGUGCAUGGUGACGAUACCGCAUGCUCCCUAGUGGACUACGUCAUGGUUGACUCAGGAAAGAUUGAUCUGGUCACUGAGUGUAAAACUUCUGACGACAGUUUUCUUGACGUCUCUAAUCACAGAGCCAUAUUCUUUGUCAUACGUACUCCAGAGGGAGUUUUACAUAACUCCAAUUCCGCAAACACUUUGGAAAGAACAUCUUUCAAGUGGAUCACAGCUGGUAACAAUAGAAACACUGAUGUAUAUCGUAAUACUGUUGAACGUCUAUUGCGUGUCUCAGGUCUAGUUGAACGUGAUAUUUCGACUUGUAACGAAAUUGAAACCUUCACAUCUGAUCUCGUUGGAGUGAUUAAAGAGGCUUCCCUAACAUCUCUACCUGUAAAGAAAUUUCGGACGUUCCUUAAACCAUAUUGGAAAGGCCAACUCAAGGACCUACAUAAAAAAAUGUGGAAUCUUCGUUGUGUCUGGGUUAAGCUUGGUCGUCCACGGGGUGACAACUCUGAAUCCUUUCGUCUGUAUAAAGAAGCAAAGUGCAAUUUUCGUAGGGCUCAUCGUCGGCUGUCAGAGGAACAUCUACAGAAACAGAAUGAUGACGUUGCAGAAGCGGCUGAGGUAGAUCAGCAAACAUUCUGGACACUAGUAAAACGUCGUUGUAAACGUAGUGAGGGCACAGCGAGUGCAGAGAUGAUUUUCGAUGGCCAGACAGUCCGAAACCCACAAGAACUUGUAGUUCACUGGGGUACAUAUUUUUCAUCUUUGUAUAAACAAUCUGAAAGCGCAGAUUAUGAUGACGCUUUCAAAAUGUUUGUUGACUCUAAAAUGAAAACUAUUCUUGAUCAGCCCUCAGUAUCAUCGCAUUUCAGAAGCUUUAUAGCAUAUGAAGUAAAAGCAAUUUGUAAGAAAUUACCGUUAGGUAAGGCACCUGGUCAUGACAACUUAGUUUAUGAACACUUCAUAAAUGGAGGUGAACAUCUGUAUCACUGUUUGACGAAAUUAUUUAAUGCUAUUAUGUUUCAUGAGUUUUUCACUUAA